This is a messenger RNA of Raphanus sativus (radish), 3782 nucleotides long. RefSeq lists its product as uncharacterized. Gene Ontology annotation, cellular component: mitochondrial outer membrane. Gene Ontology annotation, molecular function: ATP binding; protein binding; ATP hydrolysis activity. Lineage: Eukaryota; Viridiplantae; Streptophyta; Magnoliopsida; Brassicales; Brassicaceae. The record is from RefSeq and is a predicted model, not a curated record. The transcript is spliced from 27 exons. Bases 56 to 3571 code for a protein of 1171 amino acids.
AACACUAGUAACCGAAGAAUCGGAGCGACAUAGAAUCAGCGAAGAAAGAAGAGUCAUGGCCUCAUCGCUAGGGAGCGGAGACCCCCCGGGGAGCAAUACCACCACCACGGACGAGAGAUCUCCAUCUUCUCCCGAAGAUGAACAUUCAUCACCCACGCACCAAAAGUUGGAAGACGGCGGCGCAAGUGUCGAGAAGCCAGCGGCUGCAGGUAGAUAUCAGAACGUCAAGGAGGCGCUGUUUCUAAUCUCCGUAGAAUCCAAGUUUGCGUCCUUGGCGGAGAAACCACCUGUUCCACAAGGUCUGUCAAUUUGUUCUUCUUGGGCUGGAUCAUGUCAACGCCAAGAUCUCCGCAGCUGGAGUGAUGGAUCAGACGUCGCAUUCUUUGUAAAGAAAGAAAUCGAAAUCUGUAUUCGAAAGAGCAUGUUCUUCGAAGAAGCCGCAACUUAUCUUGAGGAGAAUCACCAGAUUGAUCGCAAUUUCACCAAAAUAGUUUGGGAGCAGCUUCAUAAAGAGAACCUACAUAACUUCAGUGAUUACUACUCAAGAUGCAAACCGGCUGCUGAAGCUCGUGGCAGUUUAACUUGGUGUGAACUUCUAUCACAGUCUGCACAGUUUCCAAACCUUAGCAUUUAUACACAAAGCUUCACUAUUGGGUUUGGUGCAACCUGCGACUUCAUAUUGAGAGACUGGAUAGCAAAUGAGAUGAUGUGCAAGAUCUCAAAGCACAAUGGGUUAGCUGUUCUAGAGGUCAUAGGAAACUCGGGACCUGUGCUGCUUAACGGAUCAUUUGUCGAGAUGAAUUUCGAAUGUUUGCUACAGUCUGGUGACGAACUAGGUUUUGGUUCACAAGAAAGCUGUAGUUUCAUAUUUCGGAACAUGUAUGACAUUGCAGUAAAAGGUGGAGGGCAUCAGAUGCCGUCAGCUGUAACGGGUGCUUCAAUUUUGGCAUCUCUUCAAAGCUUUAGGAAGGACUUAUCUCCUUUGAAUUCAUCAAGCCAAGCAUCCAGUAAGAGCCACGAAGCUCCUAUGGUCCAAGAUGGUGUUGUUGACGGCAUGGAAGUGAAUUCUUCUGUUAAUAAUCAAAGUGAAUCGAUCAGCAGCCAGAGCCAAGAUUCCAAAAUGGCGAUCUUAGAUGAGAAAGGCGAGUUGGUGAAAACAUCACAACAAGCUUCAACAUCAGGGUCAGGGUCAGGCAUUAUUCAGCCAUCUUCUAUAUUCAGAGAAUAUAUUCAAACUGGUAUUGUCGAGGGCAAAAGCUUGGAUGUUUCAUUCGAAAGUUUUCCCUAUUAUUUGAGUGAGAAUACAAAGGCUAUCUUAAUAGCUGCUUCACAUAUACAUCUGACGCAAAAAGAAUUUCCCAAGUAUGCCUACGACUUUACCAAUUUGAGUCCAAGGAUAUUGCUGUCUGGUCCGGCAGGGUCUGAAAUAUACCAAGAGAUGUUAUCUAAAGCAUUAGCCAAAUACUUCAAGGCGAAACUGCUUAUAUUUGACAGCCAUACUUUGGGGGCUCUGACUGCUAAGGAAAUUGAGUCACUCGAUGAUGGACUUACUUCCGACAAAUCAUGUACUUUACCUCGUCCAUAUGGAGCCUCAGUGAGUCUGAUGACUCGUACUCUGACGAAAGGUGAUAGGGUAAGAUUCUACUGUCAUGGGCCAUCUACCCCAAGGGCACCUUCUUCUGGGGCUAAAGGGAAAGUUGUUUUAGUAUUUGGUGAUGAUCCUUCAUCUAAAAAAGUGGGUGUCAGAUUUGAUAAGCCCAUACCUGAUGGAGUAGAUCUUGGCGAUCUGUGUGAGAAGGGACAUGGAUUCUUCUGCGAUGCUACUGAUCUUCGGUUUGAAAGCUCUGCUUCUGAAGAUCUAGAUGUGUUACUUAACAACACAUUAUUUGAGGUUGUUCAUGCUGAAAGCAGAGUUUCUCCGUUUAUUCUAUUUCUGAAAAAUAUUGAGAAGAUUGAUGUUGGGAAUGCGUUUAAAAGCAGCCUUGAACAUCUCCCAAAAAACGUUAUUGUGAUUGGUUCACAGACACAGUAUGAUAAUCGCAAGAAGAAGGAUAUUGGACAACUACCUGGGUUUGACAAGGAAAUCCUUGAACUUGCGGAAAUGAAACUUCUGACGAAUCCCUUUGGGAAUAAAGUUGCUAUUGACAUGCCACAGGAUAUUGGACAACAACUUGGGCUUGGCAAGAAUGUCCCAGAGGCAAGGAUACUUCUGACGCAUCUCUUUGGGAACAAAGUUACAAUUGACAUGCCCCAGGAUGAAGAUCUUCUUACAUUCUGGAAUCAGUUGGAUCGUGAUGCCGAGUAUCUGAAAAGGAAGGCUAAUGUCAGUCACUUACGCAUGGUGAUGAGACAAUCUGGUCUGGACUGUGAUGGAAUUGAGACGCUGUGCAUGAAGGAUCUGACACUUCAGAGCGACAGUGCAGAAAAGAUCAUUGGAUGGGCUCUUAGUGACCAUAUAAGACUAAAUGGUGUUGCUGAUCCAUAUACUAGGGUUAAUUUGUCUCUUGAUAGUAUAAAAUUUGGAAUUAAAGUUCUACAGGCUUCUCCAAAUGAAUCUACGAGCUCAAAGAACUCUCCCAAGGACAUUGAGACAGUAAAUGAGUUAGAGAGGUUUUCAAGUGAUGCUAUUUCGUACAGUGACAUUGGUGUUUCAUUUAAAGACAUUGGGGCACUUGAGGAUGUCAAAGACACCUUAAUGGAUUUGGUAGUGGUUCCUUUAAAACGGCCUGAACUCUUUCGCAAGGGGCAAUUAAUAAAGCCUUGUAAAGGAAUUCUCCUAUUUGGACCUCCUGGAACCGGAAAGACUAUGCUUGCAAAGGCAGUGGCAACAGAAGCUGGUGCUAACUUCAUCAACAUCUCACCGUCAAGCAUAGUAUCUGAGUUCUAUGGUGGCACUGUAAAGAAUGUCAGAGCUGUCUUUUCAUUAGCCAGUAAAAAAUCACCUAGCAUUAUCUUUGUGGACGAGGCGGACAGCAUACUAGGCCAAAGAGGAAGUCCAGGGGAACAAGAGGCCACGCGGAGGAUGAGAAACGAGUUCAUGAUGAACUGGGACGGUCUGCUGACAAGGGAGACGGAACGUGUUAUGGUCCUUGCAGCCACAAAUCGGCCUUUUGACCUUGACGAGGCUGUCAUUAGACGGUUGCCUCAUAGGUUGAUGGUGGGAUUGCCAGAUGCUCAGAAUAGAGCAAAGAUACUAAGGGCUAUACUUGCAAAAGAAGACCUGUCGGAUGAUGUUGAUCUUGAUGAAGUUGCUAGAAUGGCUGAUGGAUAUUCUGGAAGCGAUCUUAAGAAUCUCUGUCUUACUGCUGCACGCCGUCCAGUGAAGGAGAUAUUGGAGAAGGAGAAAACAGAGAGAGUUGCUGCUAUGGCGGAAGGUAAAGAUCGUCCAGCUCAAUAUGGAAGUUCUGAUAUCCGAGCUAUAAACAUGCAGGAUUUCACGUACGCACAGAAGAAGAUGUGCGCGAGCGUCUCGGCAGGGUCGGGGAGAAUGGAAGAGCUUGAAGAAUGGAACAAUCGCUACGGGGAAGGUGGAUCUAGAAAGAAGACAACACCACUUAGCUACUUCAUGUAGGAUUGAAAUCUACUCGUCUCGAAAAGAGCUCUCCUCCGUUGUAUGUAGUUAGGCAUAUAUAGAUAAAACAACACGUGAACCAAUGUAGAGUGAUAUGUUUUGUUGUUUUCAGACCUUUUGGUGUUUGUAUAGCUACCUUAAUGUAGUGAGAUUCAUGGUGUGUUCACUACGUAUCUUGAUAGUUAAUUACAAAGGGUUUUCUCUUUACACU